AUGGAUAUCGUGACGGAUAUCACAACGUUCAUCUCGAAUACAGAGAAUGGUCCGACGAAACCAACGAUACCUACCCCAUCAACACCUGACAUCACUUCAGGAUCAACCUCAGUUUUCUGUGUUGAACUUCUAAUAUCAAUUAUCACAAUGUCGCUAAACGUAUUGAUUCUACGAGCGUUCCACAUCGAGAAAAGACUGAGGACCUACCCCAACUGGUACAUCCUAAAUAUCACAAUCUCUGACUUAUUGGUCGGGUUCAUCAUGGCGAUUCGUAGUACUUUUGCUCUCUACAACCAAUGGAUAUUUGGUCCAGUGCUCUAUCACUUGUUCGUCGGCGUACAGAACACUGUCCUCGGAGUAUCUGUCCUCGGCAUCAUCGCCAUCUGCGUGGACCGUUAUGUGGCGACAGCCUACCCACUCGAGCACUUCCGACGUCGGAAAAAGAGCAUUGCGAACAUCGCCAAUGGCAUCACCUGGGUGGUGUCCACAGCUUUCUGGAUACCUUUGGUGACGGUCUGGCAUUUGGUGGAACCCACCGAGUUCACGUCCCGUGGCAAAUAUAAGAUGAAUUACAUUGAAAAUAAAUACAUAGUGAAUGCAGUCACAGUCGCCCGGAUAGGUAUACCAUCGUUUCUCAUCAUUGCCUUUUACGUGAGCAUUCACUUUAAGAUAAAAGCUGCUGGUAUCCAACGUCUCUCUGGUACAUUUGGCCAGAGCCGCAAACAUAGUAGAAGCACCGGAAGUGAAGUCACAUAUACGAGUCAAUGCGAUGACCUGCACAUUGAGGCCUCUGUCGCAGAUUUGCGAGGCAACAAAAGAAAAGAUUCACCUAAAGCAACAGCUCUGGCUCAAUUUGAUGUGUCUGUCACUGAUAAGAAGGGGGAGGAACUUGAAGCAAAAGGUCACCAAAAGAUUGAUUUAGACGUUAGAAAGGACCUUGAUGUGGAUGACGAUGUCAUAAACCUUGCGGAGGUUAAUGUCGAAGGCCUUAAAGAUCAAAGCAUUGAUAUUGGAAACCGAAAGGGUGUUGAUGCAAAAUACCAUCAGGAACAUGAUGCUGAAAACCAUGAGGAGGACAGUAUUGAAAACCACAAAGAUGUGGAAGUCAAUCAGGAAGUUGGUAUGAAAGCCAAUUAUGGAAUCGUUGUUCAAGCACAUCAGGAUAAUGACAUCAAAGUCCAUACGGCCAACUCUUUUAAGGAAGGCGUGUCAAUCAUAUCCGAUACAAAUAUCCAUGGCCAACACGCCGACUUCAGAGUAGACCGAUUGACAACAAAUUUGCCAAAGCAAGAUAAACUACAGAUUCCAUCACAGUGCCCAUCAACUGGUGCCAUAUCUUCAAAAUUGUCAGGACCCCAAACCGAUCACAGCAAGCAAAGACGCUUAGCUCCAUCCGACUUCAGCAAAGUAAUGCGCACUUUGACCUUCAUCAUCCUGGCUUUCUUCGUGACCUGGUUGCCAGGCACCAUAAACCUCAUCUUUUUUAAAGUCCCGACGUUUGUUCUAGUAUGUGAUGGGUGA
This is a messenger RNA of Strongylocentrotus purpuratus (purple sea urchin), 1521 nucleotides long. RefSeq names its product muscarinic acetylcholine receptor M5-like. Lineage: Eukaryota; Metazoa; Echinodermata; Echinoidea; Camarodonta; Strongylocentrotidae. Gene Ontology annotation, cellular component: membrane. The coding region runs from base 1 to 1521 and encodes 506 amino acids. Gene Ontology annotation, biological process: adenylate cyclase-activating adrenergic receptor signaling pathway. Gene Ontology annotation, molecular function: dopamine neurotransmitter receptor activity, coupled via Gi/Go; G protein-coupled receptor activity. The transcript has 2 exons. The record is from RefSeq and is a predicted model, not a curated record.